AUGACUGGAGCACCUCCAAGCUUUUGUUUUGUGGCCUUUCCACCCCAUACAAAAAACAGCUGCAUUUUGUUUGGGAAGAACUCAGCACGUCCCAGAGAUGAAGUCCAAGAAGUGCUCUAUGUGCCACCCAAAAGCCAUGAUCCUGGAAGCAAAGUUCAGUGCACAUACCUUGAAACUGACCAGGUUGCCCAGACUCAUUCUGUAAUACUGAGUAAACCAGCUUGGAUGUGGGGUGCUGAGAUGGGAGCCAAUGAACAUGGAGUUUGCAUUGGAAAUGUAGCUGUUACCACAAGACAGGAUGCUGAGGGUUCCAAGUUAUUGCUGGCGAUGGACCUGGUCAGGCUUGGCCUUGAACGUGGGACAAAUGCCAAAGAGGCUCUUCAAGCAAUAGUGUCUUUACUAGAGAAGCAUGGCCAAGGGGGAAGCUACUUCCAGACUGAUGAUCAGGGAUUCCAAAGUGCCUUUCUCAUUGUGGAUCGCUCAGAGGCCUGGUUACUGGAGACAGUGGGCACAUUUUGGGCAGCUGAAAAAAUUACAGAUGGUGUAAGAUGUAUCUGCAACCAUUUAUCACUAAAGACACAGCUAGACCUGGAACACCCAGAGCUUCGGAGUUAUGCAAAAAGCCAGGGCUGGUGGAGUGAAGAUACAGAAUUUAACUUCUCUGAAGCCUUUUCAGAAGGUGAUAUUGGAGAUCGUUGUUCAGGGAAGAAGACCUUAGAGAAUCAGGAUGAACUGACGGUGGAAUCAGCGAUAAAUAUCCUUCGUAAUAAAAGUUGUGGAAAUUGUGUGGACUCCGAUACCUUCCUGACUACAGCGAGUUCAGUGUCUGUUCUACCUCAGGAUGAGAAAUGGCCUUGUAUCCACUUCCUCACUGGCACACCGGACCCCUCAAGGUCAGUAUUUAAACCCUUUAUAUUUGUGGAAGACGUGAAAGCAGUCCCGAAGGUUCAGUCAUCUUGUGCUGGGGAUUGUCAUCAUGAACAUUCAGAAUAUAAACAUGAACUGUAUGAAGCUCAUCAGUGUGCUGUAGCUUUAAUGGACAAUGACAAGGAAGCAGGAGAUAAACUUCUGUGCACGAUGUUAGAUCUGGAGAAACAAGGUUUAGAUGCCAUGGAAGACAUUCUUAAUAGUUCCGAUCCAUUAGACCCUGCGGAAGUAGUAGAUCUUUUCUAUGAUUGCGUUGACACAGAAAUCAAGUUCUACAAAUGAGAUAUCACGGACAUAAUCCUGCAGACAGAAGAGCACGUGACAUGUUAAGGCUUCCCCACGUGGCCAUGUGGAUGACUCUGCUGUCCCCUGUGUAGCUAUGUGUCACUGGUAUUGUGUGUUUGUACAGGGAACAGGAUCAACCUCCAAUGCUCAGUGCAUGUAGAUUAACAGAGCUCACUAUGUGUCUAACCAACAAUGGAUCAUCUGAAAAGAUCACACCUGACAUAUUCUAUUAAAAGUCAUUUAGUUGAAGGCUAGUUAGAACCAUAUAAAGGUGAGA
Molecule: messenger RNA, 1489 nt
Organism: Nanorana parkeri
Lineage: Eukaryota; Metazoa; Chordata; Amphibia; Anura; Dicroglossidae
Gene: SCRN1
Product: secernin 1
Exons: 8
Coding region: 1-1209 (402 amino acids)
Biological process (GO): proteolysis
Molecular function (GO): dipeptidase activity; cysteine-type exopeptidase activity
Source: RefSeq, a predicted model, not a curated record